Molecule: messenger RNA, 1197 nt
Organism: Paramecium tetraurelia
Lineage: Eukaryota; Ciliophora; Oligohymenophorea; Peniculida; Parameciidae
Exons: 5
Cellular component (GO): endoplasmic reticulum membrane
Molecular function (GO): sphingosine-1-phosphate phosphatase activity
Source: RefSeq, a predicted model, not a curated record
AUGAAAUUUAAUUCAAAGAAAAACGCUAUCCUAGGAAUCAUACUUUUUGGUAUUUACAUAAUAGUGGAUCUCUUCAUCGAUGAGACAUUACUUUAAUACACUUACAAAUUGAUCUUUUCUAUUAAGAAUCCCUAGUUUAUUGAGUUUAGCUAUCUGAUUAAGAGUACCUCUUUAUUGCUAUGCGAAAUCAUAUUUCUCUACCUAUAUCUGAGUUUCAAUAAGAAAUUAGAUGUGCUUUUGUUGAUUUUAUUCAGUUGUAAGUAUAUAAUCAAGGCAGACCCUAUAUGUUCAACACAGAUGUUUAAACAAUGCAUUGCAGAAUUAGGUAAACCCUCAGGUCAUGCUAUUUGUAUUGUCUCUUAUAUGAUAUCCCUCUAUAAGGCUGACCGUUUUGAGAAUGAAGAAGAAAUGAAGGUGCCACUUUUUAAAGCAAUUCUCUACACAAUCAUAGCUUUCAUAGUUUGUUCAUCCAGAGUAAUUCUAGGAGUGCAUUCUAUUGGAUAAGUAGUUUAUGGCAUCAUAUUUACAUUAUGCAUGUAUAUGAUUUACCUGAAUGUUGUGCAUUAAUACCUAAAGAAAUUCCUUUAUAAGCAUAUCAAAUAUUCUAGUCACAAAUUAACCUUCUUUACAGCUACUUUGUUUUUAGCAUUUUUAACACUAUCUUUAUCAGCUGAUUUCUACUCCCGCAAUUACUAUGCAUAGAAUUCUGAUUUAUAUUAUAAAUUUAUGGAUGCUGUUUAGGAAUGUAGGGUAAGGAAUGGAUUGGAAAAAUUAAAUGAUGAAACCGGAUUCAUCCUCUAGAGAUCGACUUCUCAUUCCUAUGGCUAAUAUUUUAUUGUCAUAGGAGCAUUGUUGGGACUGGUUAUUUUCAGAGGAGUCUAUGAAGAAGGAUUGUAUGAGGUGCAGUCUAAAUUCAGAACAAGAUUGACUCUCUUUAUCAGAAUCAUGAUCUUUUACUUAAUGGUAUUUUCAGUUUAGUAUGGGAUGGAGUACUUUGAACCACAAUAAUAUGAAUCAUACCUUGUAAUCAUAGUGGUCGGACAUAUCAUAUUAGGAUUGUGUGUAACCUUAAUCUAUCCCAUAUUAAUGUAUUUUUUGGGAUUGGAAAUAUAUGGAAGUAUGCAAUGUGUUAAUAAGUCUACUCUAUUUAUUGAUUAUUCAAAUAUAUGGGAAUCAGAUAGUCUGAUUUAAGAAUGA